AUGACAAGUCUCAUGCAGUUUGAGCCUACUGCCAUGGAUAUUGAUCGAGACGAAUCACCAUCUGUCAAGAGCGACACGAGCCACGUCUCGUUCACGAACGACUGCGAGAGCCUGCCCGCGAGUGGUCCAGUCAGCCAUGCGCACAUCAUCAAUAUUGGCGAGUAUACUAGCUGCAUUAAAGAGGAAGGAGCUAUUAAGCUUCAAGAUGCGGUCGUCACCACGCUCUUCAAUGUGUCACCAGAUACACUCAUGUCCUUCCUCAGCCCAACGGUGAACACCUUUAAGGCUAUCUUCGGAAAAGGCGAUACACAGCUUGUAGUCUGGCGCAAGGGCUUAGAAGUCUUUAUCGGAACGUUCGAGCACCAUAAAUCUAUGAAGAAGUACCGCUUUGAGCAAGUUGCAGGCUUCCUCAUUGGCUACGACGGAUCCUGGCAGUUCAAGGUUACGGCUAGCAAUGCAUACUCCAACUCCAAGUGGGCUGACGUCUGGGCUGGAAGGUUUGAGUGCUUCGGCGGGGUUGCAAGGAUGGCCGUUGAGUUUGAAGAACUUGAUAUGGCAAAGCGAUCGUCGAUGCUGGCUGAGUCAAUUCUCAACAACAGAUACUGGGAGCUAAAGGCUGAUAUCAAGGCCGCUUGA
This is a messenger RNA of Cucurbitaria berberidis CBS 394.84, 636 nucleotides long. RefSeq lists its product as uncharacterized. NCBI's taxonomy places the organism in Eukaryota, Fungi, Ascomycota, Dothideomycetes, Pleosporales, Cucurbitariaceae. The transcript has 2 exons. The coding region runs from base 1 to 636 and encodes 211 amino acids. The record is from RefSeq and is a predicted model, not a curated record.